Molecule: messenger RNA, 1034 nt
Organism: Euleptes europaea (tarantolino)
Lineage: Eukaryota; Metazoa; Chordata; Lepidosauria; Squamata; Sphaerodactylidae
Gene: RNF113A
Product: ring finger protein 113A
Exons: 10
Coding region: 31-999 (322 amino acids)
Biological process (GO): snoRNA splicing
Cellular component (GO): U2-type spliceosomal complex
Molecular function (GO): metal ion binding
Source: RefSeq, a predicted model, not a curated record
AGCGUCUCCCUUUCCGCAAAGUUGACCCAGAUGGGGGACGCUCAGCCCGUUUGCAGUUUCUUGUUCAAGAAACGUCGCCCCGCGCCUGGGAGGGGUCAGCGCAAGAGGCCAGGAAGCGACCCGGGGUCUGAUAAUAGCGGUGAUGAAGGCAGCACUGUGGUCAGGAAGGAGAGGCGCAAAGAAGUUUCAAAUCCAAUGAUUCAGAAGACCAAGAGAAUUGUAAAGGACAAGACCUCCUAUGGGUCAAGCAGCAGCGAGGAUGAGACCAAAUCUGAAGGAGUGGGAGUCGCAUACAAGUCUACAAGAUCUGCAAAACCAGUGGGUCCAGAGGACAUGGGGGCAACAGCCAUUUAUGAACUGGACACAGAGAAGGAGAAAGAUGCUCAAGCCAUCUUUGAACGUAGUCAGCAAAUCCAGGAGGAGCUCCGAGGAAAGGAAGACGAUAAGAUUUACCGCGGAAUCAAUAAUUACCAAAAGUAUGUGAAGCCAAAAGAUACGUCGAUGGGGAAUGCCUCCUCAGGCAUGGUAAGAAAAGGACCCAUACGAGCCCCAGAGCAUCUCAGGGCCACAGUGCGGUGGGACUACCAGCCUGACAUCUGUAAAGAUUACAAAGAAACCGGGUUUUGUGGCUUUGGAGACAGCUGUAAAUUUCUCCACGACAGGUCAGAUUAUAAGCAUGGCUGGCAAAUCGAACGGGAGCUGGAUGAAGGACGCUACGGAGUUAAUGAUGAUGAAAACUAUGAAGUGAGCGAUGAUGAUGAGGAGCUGCCUUUCAAGUGUUUCAUCUGUAGAGGCUCCUUCAAGAAUCCAGUGGUGACCAAGUGUAAACACUACUUUUGUGAGAGCUGUGCCUUGCAACAUUAUCGCACAUCCCAGAGGUGUUAUGUAUGUGACAAGCAAACCAAUGGUGUCUUCAACCCAGCCAAAGAGCUGAUAGCAAAGCUGGAGAAGCACAAGGUUGAAGAGGGAGCCCCGGCGGCUGAGGAGGAACCAGAAUAGCUUUUUUCACUUUUCAUCACUGCCUCAGAUUCCUU